AUGGGAUAUCCGAAAACAUUAAAAGCGGUUUCUAGGAAAUUGACUAACAAUAUUGUAAUUGCAUCAUGUGGCUUUACUAGAGUUAAUACUCUUAAUUUUGGAGCUAGAAUGGCUUUGUUUAAUUACGAUAAUAAUAUUGUAGUUUGGUCUGCAAUUCCUUACGGAGAUGAGGUUAUUAAGGCAUUGGAAUUAUUAACAGGAAGCAACGAGGGUGCAUUCAAUAUCACACAUUUGGUUAUUCCAGAUAAAGAACAUACAAUGGCUGCUAGAUCAUUCAAAUCGAACUAUCCUAAUAUGAAAAUUAUCGCAAUGGAAACGGUGGAUUUGGGCGCAGACUGUCCAAUUGACUACACAAUUAAGUCGAAGGUAGCUAACAAGCUAAUUGAUAAGCGUGUAUUAUCAGAAGAAAUAGGAAUCCAAGACUCAGUUAUUUUAAAUAACUUUGAAUUUGUAUAUCUACCAGUACAUGCAAACAAGGAACUAGUCAUGUUUGAUAAGAAUUCCAAAAUCCUUUUCGAAGCUGAUUUGCUUUUCAAUUUGGGGGUUCCAGGUACGACCUCAGGAAAGGUCAAAUUGGAGCAAUUCUCUACAUCUACUGGUUAUUCGGAGAAUUUCAGACCACACCUGGGCCGCUCAUUUUUAACUAGGUAUCUUCAACCCAAUAGCAAGGUAGGAAACUGGCUUGCCAAUUCAGUUACUAAGACAAGUAACCCUGAUUCUCAAAAAGGGUUAAGAACGAUCUACAAUUCGUGGGAUUUCGAGAAGAUUGUAAUGUGUCAUGGUAACAUUAUUGAGAAUGAUGCUAAAGGUGCUUUCAAGAGUGUAUUCAAAAGCGCAUUGAAAUGA
Molecule: messenger RNA, 846 nt
Organism: Debaryomyces fabryi
Lineage: Eukaryota; Fungi; Ascomycota; Pichiomycetes; Serinales; Debaryomycetaceae
Product: MBL fold metallo-hydrolase
Exons: 1
Coding region: 1-846 (281 amino acids)
Source: RefSeq, a predicted model, not a curated record